AUGGCAUCAUCCGACGACGAGGCCGAUGCAGGCCCGCAGUCUGUCUCUGAUUACCAUUUUGAGGAUGACGAGCAAGAGCCAGUUUCCUUCUCCCUGCUACCCGUUCAAUGGAGCGAGGGAAGCAAGUCUCCUGGCAAUGAGAGUGAAAGCGUUAAGGGGAUCUUUCUCCGCGGUGCUGCGGACGGUGGCCUACAGACUGUGUUCAAGCCUGUCAAGGCGUGGAAGUUUGAUCUGUCUAAUGCCAUUCCAGUGAUAUCUGUCCUGACCAACGACAAUUCUUGGAUCAAACUGCUGAAGCCAAGGAAGAGUUUCGAGGGAAUUAUUAGGACCACAUUGAUAACUGUACAAUUACUUCAUUUCGUGAAGAGAAGUCCAGACUCGUCAGCAAAAUCCAUCUGGGACUAUUUGUCCAAGACAUUCAGUUCAUACGAAGCUAGACCUUCUCAGGAUGAUUUGAUAGACCACAUGGAUUUAAUUAGUGAAGUUGCUGGUAGUGAUGAUUCGUUAAAGAAGUGCAAGUUCUUGCUCUCAUUUCUGGAGGAGAAGCCUAGCAAGAAGUCAAUGACUGAUAAGGAUAAGCAAACUCCCAAUCUGUCUGGAUUUCUUGUUGAUGACACUGAGGAAGGUAUAUGUGAAGUUGAGGGGGAAGAAGAUGAAUCGAAUGACGAUGAUUUGUUUGAUACAGUUUGUGCGUUUUGUGACAAUGGUGGUGAGCUUGUAUGCUGUGACGGCAAGUGUAUGAGGUCAUUUCAUGCUACUGUGGAGGCUGGUGAAGAAUCUUUAUGUCGAUCCCUGGGGUUUACUAAGAAAAAAGUUGAUGAAAUUCAGAACUUCAUCUGUAAGAAUUGUGAGUAUGAGCAGCACCAGUGCUUUGCUUGUGGAAACCUGGGUUGUUCGAAGAAAUCUUCUGAUGCUGAGGUCUUCCAAUGUGCCAAUGCCACUUGUGGCUACUUUUAUCACCCACAUUGUGUUGCAAAAUUGCUUCACCCUGGCGAUAAGGUUACUGCUGAGGAGCUUCAGAAAAAAAUCGUUGCUCGGGAGGCUUUUUUGUGUCCCAUCCAUAAGUGUUUCCACUGCAAACAAGGAGAGAAUAAGCAGAUCUUGGAUUUGCAAUUUGCUGUGUGCAGGCGCUGCCCAACAUCAUUCCAUCAGAAAUGUCUGCCAAGGGAAAUUCGUAUUGCAAAAGAUGACGAUGAAGCAAAUGAAAGAGAAGGACAAGAAGAAGAAGAAGAGGAAGGUGUAGUAGAUAGAGGCUGGAGGAAUUUGUUACCAAACCGCAUAUUGCUAUACUGCUUGAAGCAUAAGAUUGAAGAGGACCUUGGAACUCCGAGCAGAAAUCAUAUUAAGUUCCCAGGUUCUGAAAUCAAAAGAAUUACGGUUGAAGAGAAGACAAGCAAAGUGAAACAUUUGUCCGAGAAAGGAACAGUAUUAGCAGAUGUGUCAUCGGGGAAGACUGCUUCCAAAGGAUCAACACUUCUUUCUUCAGCUUCGAAACAACAGGAAAUCAUUGAGAAAGGAAAACAGAAGUUGUCCUCCACACAUUCGUUUAAGAAGACUGGUGACUCUUCUGUGAGGUCUUUGAAAGAAAGGAAAAAGGUUUUGUCACCAAAGGUUGAUGGAUCUGGUUCGAACAAGCCCUCUCUGGGUGACAAGUUAUUUGAUUAUAUGAAUAAGAAUUCUGAUGAGAGGCAUACAAAGCAAGUGAGAAAUGACAGUGGGCUAAAUAAAACAGGGACGGAUAUGGAUGCUAAGAAAAAUCUCACAGAUCUGCCAAAAUUAGAUGCAGACUCAGAGAGGAGAUUUUUGGCUUUAAUGAAAACUGCUGCUUCUUCAGUAACUCUGGAGGAUAUUGUCAAGCAGUAUAAACCGCCAUCUACACAUUGUUACUCAUCAAGGGCUCCUGUGGACAAGACCAUUACUCUGGGAAAGGUGGAAGGUGCAGUUGAGGCUAUUAGGACAGCAGCGAAGAAACUGGCUGAUGAUUGCAGUAUUGAGGAUGCCAAAGCUGUAUGUGAACCAGGAGUUGUGAGCCAGGUUUUUAAGUGGAAGAAUAAACUGAGGGUAUAUCUUGCCCCCUUCCUGCAUGGUAUGCGGUACACGUCUUUUGGCCGGCAUUUUACGAAACCAGAUAAACUUGCUGAGGUUGUCAAUAUACUUCACUGGUAUGUGGAAAGCGGCGAUAUGAUUGUCGACUUCUGUUGUGGUGCUAAUGACUUCAGUUGCCUAAUGAAGAAGAAGCUUGACGAGACGGGGAAAACCUGCUCAUACAAAAACUACGAUCUUUUUCCAGCGAAGAAUGACUUCAACUUUGAGCAGAGGGAUUGGAUGACUGUUCAACCACAGGAGCUGCGGAAAGAAGGUUCAAAAUUGAUCAUGGGGUUAAAUCCUCCAUUUGGGGUAAAUGCAGCUUUGGCUAACCAGUUCAUUGACAAGGCCCUUAAGUUUAAACCAAAGCUCCUUAUUCUUAUUGUGCCACCCGAAACUCAACGGUUAGACAAAAAGAAUCCUCCGUACGACCUUAUCUGGGAAGAUUAUGAAUCCUUUGGAGGAAAGUCAUUUUAUCUGCCUGGAUCAGUCAAUGAGACUGAUAAACCCUUGGAUCAAUGGAACAAUGUUGCACCGGUCCUCUAUCUCUGGAGUCGGCGUGAUUUUACUAAAACCCAUAAGGCCAUAGCUGAAAAUCAUGGUCAUGUGCCAGGGCAACACAAAAGAACAGAUAUGAGAGACACUAAUGGCAGUGAAGUGCAAUGUCCCAGUAGUAAUGCAUCUGUACUGAGUGGCAAUCAGGGUUCACAUGAUAACAAGGAAUUACAAGGAUUGGAUGAUAGGCUAACUGGAGUUCAAAGUCAUAGAGAAGAGAGUCCCUCUACUGAAUGCAGAGAGAGAAAAAGCCAAGGUGACCUAGGCUUGGAUUGGAAGAAACAAUCUGAAAUAAAGAAAUCAAAUAAAAGGAAGAAUGUUGAAGAAGAGAACCUUGAAAAAAGAGGAGCAUCCGAGAAUUCUGCAGGAGAUAGCCGCAAAAUAGGAAAGUUUGCUAGAAGAUCCCCUCCUGUUUAUCAAAGUCGGGGCCAUGGCACAGAAAAGAGAUAUGCAGGUGGUGAUACCUUAACGCACAAGGAAACAAGGUACCAAGAACUUCCAUCCUAUGAUGAACAAAUGCAUGAGCGACGAGGAGCAUCUGGGAAUUUUAGAGGGGAUAGCCAACAAGGAGCAGAACUUGCAAGAAGAUCCCCUCGAAUGCCAUCGCCUUCACAGAUGAGGGAAAGUGAUUAUCAAUAUGGAGGCCAUGAGAGAGCUGGACCACCAUAUACCCAUCAUCAUGCAGCACCAGCAGCAGCAGCAGCUUAUGGUGAUGGCAACCAUGAUGCUAACAUGUGGCAUGGCAUAGAUACAGGAGGGUACGAGGGAUUGAGUUACAGGCAACAUCGUCCCGAGACUCGGUAUGAUCAACCAACUGGAAAUUAUUUUGAGUCAUCAGCACCACAGCCCUCCUAUUUGAGGGAUACCUAUGAGCCACAAUCGUCAUCGUAUGUAAGUAGUAGGUCUGUGAUGGAUAGGUAUGCGCCGCAACUGAAUGAAUUGAAUCAGCAACCGAUGGCAGGAGGUUUCGGUUAUGAUCCACCUGUGAUGAUGAAUGGAGGAGGUGGUGGGUAUGAUGCUCGAGGGCAUCCUGGGACUGGAGCGUUCCAGGGUGACUCGAUGCAUCUUCCCCCUCAUGGUCCUCUGCACCCGGGACCAGCAUACGGGGCUGAGCAGGUAUCUGGAUUUCCCAUCUUGGGUUUUGCUCCUGGUCCUCAGCCGCACCCAUUUGGAGACCCCUACAACUCUGCCGGUUGGAUGAAUGACUGA
Linum trigynum is the source of this 3849-nucleotide messenger RNA. The record is from the annotation of a GenBank genome assembly. Lineage: Eukaryota; Viridiplantae; Streptophyta; Magnoliopsida; Malpighiales; Linaceae.